GCGAGUCGAUGAGUCGGCGCAGGAGCGUGGUGCGAGCGCUCGGCGUCUGAAGGAGGCGGCUCGCCGUCUUCCGCGUCCGGGCUGGCAGAGGUCGCUCUGGAAGAGCGGGAGGGAUCCUCAGACCCUGUUCAGGAUGCUGUGCUCGCUGCUCCUUUGUGGAUGUCUGUUGCUGAGAACUGGUUAUGCUCACGAUGAUGACUGGAUUGACCCCACAGAUAUGCUUAACUAUGACGCUGCUUCGGGAACAAUGAGAAAAUCUCAGGUGAAAUACGGUAUAUCAGAGAAAAAGGAAAUGAGCCCUGACGUGUCACAUGCAGAGGAAUUGUCCGACUGUUUGAACAGACUUGAUUCUUUAACUCACAAGGUUGAUGAUUGUGAAAAGAAGAAAAUGAAAGACUAUGAAAGUCAAAGUAACCCUGUUUUUAGGAGAUACCUAAAUAAGAUUUUAAUUGAAGCUGCCAAGCUUGGACUUCCCGACGAGAGCAGAGCUGAUGUGCGCUAUGACGCUGAGAUCCUCCUUAGCAGACAGACUCUCUUGGAGAUACACAAGUUCCUCGGGGGAGAGGAGUGGAAGCCAGGAGCCCUGGAUGAUGCACUGAGUGAUAUUUUAAUCAACUUUAAGCAUCAUGAUUCAGAAGCAUGGAAGACCUGGCGAUUUGAAGACUUUUUUGGAAUAGAUCCUUAUGAUGUGUUUAUGGUACUCUUGUGUCUACUCUGCAUUGUGGUAUUGGUGGCUACGGAGCUGUGGACGUAUGUUCGCUGGUACACGCAGCUGAGACGUGUUUUUAUCAUCAGUUUUCUCGUCAGUUUGGGAUGGAAUUGGAUGUAUCUAUAUAAGGUAGCUUUCGCUCAGCAUCAGGCUGACGUUGCCAAGAUGGAGCCAUUACACAACGUGUGUGCUGAGAAGAUGGACUGGACUGGAAGUCUCUGGGAAUGGUUUAGAAGUUCGUGGACCUAUAAGGAUGACCCAUGCGAAAAGUACUAUGCGCUCUUAUUAGUCAACCCAAUUUGGUUGGUUCCACCAACAAAGGCUCUGGCAGUUACACUCACUAACUUUGUAACGGAACCAUUAAAGCACAUCGGAAAAGGAACUGGUGAAUUCAUUGAGGCUCUCAUGAAGGAGAUUCCAGUGUUCCUGCAGCUUCCGGUGCUUGUAAUUAUAGCGUUGGCUGUCAUGAGCUUCUGCUAUGGUGCUGGGAAGUCAGUUCCUGCACUGCGACACAUAGGUGGCCCUGAAAGAGACCCUCCUCGAGCGCUUGGACCAGACGACCGAAGGCGGCAGAAGGAACUCGACUAUAGAUUCCGUGGUGGAGCAGGUGAUGCAGAUUUCUCUUAUAGGGGCCAAGCUGGCUCCAUUGAGCAAGGCCCGUAUGAGAGAACGCACGCAUAUAGAAGAGAUAGUUUGAGACGGAAAGACAUUGACAUGAGAUUUCACACUGGCAACAAGAAUCCUGAAGUGCUUCGGGCGGUUGAUUUACCUGACGCAGAGGCACAAGAGCAUCCAGAAGGUGCAUCCAGACAUAAAUCAUCCAUUGUGACGACAAAUCUUAAAGAGCUUGGCGAGCUCCCGGGAGAAAGCACCCCGACAGAACACAGCCAGCCUGCCAAAGCUGUCUCUGGCCAAGCACCCGCCACUGCAGAAGGCUCGCCCGCAGUGGAGAAGGCCCCGCUGAAGACAGCCGCUACCGAGUGCAGCGCACAGGGAGGCAGCGCACACAGCGCAGGAGCUGCAGCCGCUGCAUGCGGGACUGAUCUUGUCGGCCGCCCCUGUGGCUAA
This is a messenger RNA of Acomys russatus (golden spiny mouse), 1777 nucleotides long. RefSeq names its product chloride channel CLIC like 1 (gene Clcc1). Gene Ontology annotation, cellular component: membrane; endoplasmic reticulum. Gene Ontology annotation, molecular function: chloride channel activity. The coding region runs from base 134 to 1777 and encodes 547 amino acids. NCBI's taxonomy places the organism in Eukaryota, Metazoa, Chordata, Mammalia, Rodentia, Muridae. The transcript is spliced from 11 exons. The record is from RefSeq and is a predicted model, not a curated record.